GAGUGCAUGCCUUGUUGGCCGAAGUGAGUUCAGUCAGUGUGCACUAAUUACGCUGUAGGGGAAAGGACGGAAGGGAGACAACUAACCAGUGUAACUACGGACUUCGGACAGUAGCAUGCAAAAGAUGCUCACCGUCAUUUCUAACGUGUUGAGAGGCAGCGCCGCAAAAAAUUCUUCCACAAGGAGAGCUAUUCUCCAGCUGCUGGCAGCCCAGUCCGAGUAUGCUGACUUUACCUCGCCCCCAGAUACGGCACCAUCACCACAAAGACCCAGCUCAGAUUUAGACUCUCCUCUCCUGGGAAUCUGCGCGAGUGUGCCUGAGAUAGUCGCACCCUUACCUUACCUAGGAGUCAGUGUCUGUCACCCCUUCCCAGUUGUGUCUUGCACAGAACCAGCUGUGAACAGCAGACCUGUUGAAGACUUCACAAGAUCAGACCAUUCAGUGCUCACUUCCAGGCACAAUGUGGAAUCAAUCAUUUCACAAGACUCUGAGACUGAGGGAAACAAAGCAGAGCUCAGCUUUGCUGGAAUGCCAGAGCACAUAGAGACUGCAGAACCUGCACUAAAUAUAGACCAUCCUACCCCAGCAUUUAUCUCACCAGAACCCACAAUUGAGACAGAAAUAUCCACCCCUGCAUUAACCUCACUAGAACCCCUACUUAAUAUGGACCAAACUAGGCCAGAAAUAACCUCAUUAGAGCCUGCAGUGAAUGCAGACCAUUCCACCUCGCAAUUAACCUUACUAGAACCUACAGCAAAUACAGAACCAACAAGUCCUGAAUUAUCUUCACUAGAACCCACAAUAAAUACAGAUCAAAUCUCCCCAGAGUUAAGCUCACUACAGCCCACAGUGAAUGCAGAUGAACCCUGCCCAGAGUUAAGCUCACUACAGCCCACAGUGAAUGCAGAUGAACACAGCCCAGAGUUAAGCUUACUUCAGCCCACAGUGAAUGCAGAUGAACCCAUCCCAGAGUUAAGCUUACUACAGCCCACAGUGAAUGCAGACCAACCCAGCCCAGAGUUAAGCUUACUACUGCCCACAGUAAAUACAGACCAACCCUGCCAAGAGUUAACAUCCCCAGAUCCAGCAGCCAGUACCUGCACAGCUGCUGGACACUCCCCUUUGCUUGGGCCUGCAGUGUGCAGUGCGGUGACCGCCACAGACAUAGCAUUCCCCCAACGCCCGGUGAAUACCCACAGGCUGACUGAAGAUUUACCCUUACCAGAGCCACAGCUUGCUGGAGCCAGAGUAGUAGUGUCGGCACGCACCUACGCGGACUUCACCCCACAGGCUACCUUCGAUAUAAAGAAGUGUGAUGUGCACCGCCUGGAGGAAGGCCCGCCCGUGCAGGCGGUGCUGACGCGGGAGGAGGGGCUGAAGUACUAUCGCACCAUGCAGACCAUGAGGCGCAUGGAGCUAAAGGCAGACCAGCUCUACAAGCAGAAGAUCAUCCGCGGUUUCUGUCACUUGUAUGAUGGCCAGGAGGCGUGUGCUGUAGGCAUCGAGGCGGGCAUCAACCUCUCAGACCACUUGAUCACAGCCUACCGAGCCCACGGCUACACUUUCACCCGAGGGGGCGCCAUAAAGCAGAUCAUGGCUGAGCUCACUGGAAGGAGGGGCGGCAUCGCUAAGGGCAAGGGCGGCUCCAUGCACAUGUACACCAAGAACUUCUACGGAGGGAACGGCAUUGUGGGUGCUCAGGUGCCUUUGGGAGCGGGCGUGGCACUUGCAUGCAAGUACCUGGGGAACAACCAGUUGUGCGUCACACUUUAUGGCGACGGAGCUGCCAACCAGGGUCAGAUUUUUGAGACUUACAACAUGGCAGCUCUGUGGAAGCUGCCUUGCAUCUUCAUCUGUGAGAACAACAAGUAUGGCAUGGGCACAUCUGUGGAGCGUGCUGCCGCCAGCACUGACUAUUACAAGCGAGGAGACUUCAUUCCCGGCCUCAGGGUGGACGGAAUGGAUGUUCUGUGUGUGAGGGAAGCCACCAAGUUUGCUGCAGACCACUGCAGAGCCGGGAAGGGUCCUGUUGUCAUUGAGCUCCAGACAUACCGUUACCAUGGACACAGCAUGAGUGAUCCUGGCGUCAGUUACCGUACACGUGAAGAGAUCCAGGAGGUGCGCAGUAAGAGUGACCCCAUCUCCUUGCUGAAGGACCGCAUGCUCACCAACAAUAUGGCCAGCGUUGAGGAGCUCAAGGAAAUUGAUGUAGAGGUGCGGAAGGAGAUUGAGGAUGCAGCACAGUUUGCUACCACUGACCCUGAGCCCCCCCUGGAUGAUCUGUGCAACCACCUCUUCCACAACGAACCACCCCUGGAGGUGCGAGGCACCAACCCCUGGAUGAAGCUGAAGUCUGUCAGCUGAGAGCCUAGAGGAACCUCACCCCCCAUUGCCCAGGCCCACCCUGUCAACCCACUAUCAAGAUUAUUUUCCCCCUUUUUUUUUUUUGUUCCCCAUCAAGGCAUAUCUCCAGUUAACGCCUCUUAGCAGUCCCCACUUUCCUCCCAGCCAUGACCCAAACCCCCACACUCCACCCAAUGUGUCCAGGCUGGGCUCAACAGCAUUGAGCACUUCAGCCAGGCUCAGAAACAUGACAUUCCCAGUCAUGGUUUCAGUAACUUUGUAAAAACAUAUACUGGCCUUAUUAUUCAUGUUAACAUUAUUAUUUUGUUGUGUUUCAGUGUUAAAUUAAAGAUCAGUUAAUGGUCUAAGGUUUAUAAAAGGGAUCUUUUCACUUUGCCAAAAAAAAAUGUUACCUUGAAUGAUAAAGGCAAGAAAUAUUUCUUGGCUGCUGUUCAUGUUGCUAUAUUUACAAAUUUUAGAUUUUAGAAAAAUAGAAACGGCAAAGGCCAGCUUGUCUUCAGAGGCAGUUGUAGCAACAAGGCGAACAAGACCUCGAUGCCAUCCCUAAAUUGACACCUUGGACAAAUACAAAUAAUCCUUUUUUUGUUGUGCGAAAGGUUUUGUAAGUUGCUCGAUGUUAAUACUAACAAAUAUAAAAUGUUUGCCAUCUGUGGACCAUCAGUGACAGAGAAACUCAAAUGGGAAUAUACAAUCUACCUCUCUUUUUCUCUGUCUCUGUAACCUUGAGUAACAAACUGUGUGUGAGACAUGGGAUCAGAGGGAGGGUUCUAAUGUACACAGGGUGGAUGUGGAAGUGUUGUCUCUAGGUGUUGAGGAAGGCAGAGAGGUGGAAAGAGAUUUUAUUAUGUGGAGGUCUGAAAAAUUUAAUCCAGAAAAUAUCAAGGCUGUUACCUGACAUUGUACUUGUGCUGUCUAAAGGAAAUAAAUACAUUGGAAUGUCUGAAUUA
This is a messenger RNA of Conger conger (European conger), 3312 nucleotides long. Its product is annotated as pyruvate dehydrogenase E1 component subunit alpha, mitochondrial-like. The record is from RefSeq and is a predicted model, not a curated record. Gene Ontology annotation, biological process: pyruvate decarboxylation to acetyl-CoA. Gene Ontology annotation, cellular component: intracellular membrane-bounded organelle. Gene Ontology annotation, molecular function: pyruvate dehydrogenase (acetyl-transferring) activity. The coding region runs from base 116 to 2365 and encodes 749 amino acids. NCBI's taxonomy places the organism in Eukaryota, Metazoa, Chordata, Actinopteri, Anguilliformes, Congridae. The transcript is spliced from 12 exons.